AUGGAAUUUUUUAACACAUACGGUACAGUAUCGUCAUUUCACAAUAUUAGAACGUUGAUAAUCGUUUAUACUGAUGGUAUAUUAGGUGAUUAUGGUUAUACAAGUUGGGAAUUUCCUGAAAUGGUGACAAGAGAAAAACCCAUGAUCAAUGACUCGGACGGUAGAAAUUAUCCGUGGUAUGGAUCAUCGCAUCAAGUAGUGACAAUAAACGGUCCAAUUAAUCAUGUUAGCAAAUAUACAGUGACGAUGAGAGACUUUUUUCAUCCAUGGCUGGCGGCUAUGAACUUAGAAACAAAAGAUAUUUACAUUUUACGUACAGUUGAAUGGAAGAAAAUAAUUGAGAUAGCUGUAGAUCCAAAACGACAACGAGGAAGACGUUCGAUGUUAGUCAGUGAUCCAUCUCCUGAACAACCGAUGAUUUAUGACGAAAAUUUGCCUAUUCCAACGUGUGCUCUCUAUCCACCUACUGCUAAUUCUGCUCAAGUAUUAGUUUGGCGACCAAUUUCUGGACAUCCGACACUCGUCGUUCCACCGAAAUCAAUCGAAAUUAAUACAACAAAUUAUGCUCAUUUACCACUCGCCAGAUAUUAG
Messenger RNA from Didymodactylos carnosus, 591 nucleotides. Lineage: Eukaryota; Metazoa; Rotifera; Eurotatoria; Philodinida; Philodinidae. The record is from the annotation of a GenBank genome assembly.